Messenger RNA from Hylaeus volcanicus, 5262 nucleotides. RefSeq names its product tudor domain-containing protein 7-like (gene tapas). Gene Ontology annotation, biological process: spermatogenesis. The transcript is spliced from 13 exons. NCBI's taxonomy places the organism in Eukaryota, Metazoa, Arthropoda, Insecta, Hymenoptera, Colletidae. The coding region runs from base 867 to 4169 and encodes 1100 amino acids. The record is from RefSeq and is a predicted model, not a curated record.
UAGGUCUUAAAAUUACUCUGUGACCCUAAUUGAAAAAUGUUUGGUAUUAUUUCGCAUUAAUUCUUUCAUCUAUACGCGACAUCUUCUACGAAAUGUGUAUCACUCGCACGAAAUACAGUACAGCUGUUGUCAAUGGUAUUUUAAUUCGAGUUUACGUAUUGGUUACAUAUAUCGUUUAAAAUUAUACCUCCUUUUAUCAGUUUAUACGAACCAUCGAGCUAACGGUGCGCUUGUUUUAACAAUGUAAGUGUUUACAUUAUUUACACUCUGUUCGAUAAACUUGCUGUUGAUUUGUUUCUGGAAAAAAUAUGCGAUUCAAUUGUAUCGCGAUUAAGCAAUAGAAAUUUCAAUUGUCACAUUUGACUUUGUUACUAGCGUUUAUGCAAUAGAAACAAUACAUUUACAGGUGUGUAUACAUUUUAAAUUACAAGGAUGUUCGAAUUGAAAUAUGAAUAUUUUAUACGAAAUUCGUUUUAUUUUUUUAUUUUUUUUAUUUAACAGCGCGUAUUAAAUAACUAUCGAAGUAAUGUAUACACUUGAAAUAUUCUUUUCGGAAAAUUGAUCAGGAAUUAGAAUACUAGUAUUUUUAUUAUUUAAGACUGAAGAAUUUAUUAUCUUGAAACAUUUAACUCAAAUUAAUUUUAUCAAUUCCUGUAAUACCGAUCCAAUCGCCAUUUGCCGGCGUUAUUCCAAUUACGAUUUGAUUGUAAACGAAUUGUAUACGAAUAGGAAAUAUUAAUUUAUUCUGUAUUCCAAUCUACCAAUUAUAUUUAGUAUCGUCAAAGUAUUAAUAGAAAGUACGAGAUUUUCAGUUGUUAUUAUUAAGACUUUCAUAUUGUUGUGUUUGAACAUAAAUAAGCCCAGUGAUGGAUAGAGACGAAGUGAUAAAGAAUUUACGAGCAUGUCUCAUAUCUUCAAAGGGCGGUGUAAAAAUACAAAAUUUGUGUAAAGAUUAUCAGUUACUUAUCGACGAAAGUAUACCAUUCAGAAAGCUUGGAUUUUCAUCAUUGGUGGCUUUUCUGCGUACUGUUCCUGGUAUUAAAACCAUUGAUAAGGGAUCAGAAUGUUAUGUGGAGGCGGUGCCUACUGAAGAAUCGGCUCAUAUUUCUAAGUUAAUAGCACGACAAAAGACAGUGUCUAAGAAACCUUCUAGAAAAUUGAUGUAUGGUCGUAGACCAACUCCGCAACGCCAACCUAUGAUAAGAAAACAUAUUCCUAUUACAAAAAGUGUUAAUGAUAAUAGAUAUUCGCACAUAUAUGGAAGACAAAAUUCAUGUGUUCCUGCAAUGUCUGUGCCACCAACAAAAAUUACAUUUUAUCAAAACAAUGAGAAACCAAGAUUCAUACAAACUGAUUUUGGAAAUCCACCAAGUUCUCCAAGUAAAAGACUGAAUGAUAAACAAAGGAAUCCCGUUUUACAAACAAACCAAAGCUUUAAUAAGCCUAUCAAUGAUUCUUGUUUAAAGAAAACUGAAAAGGUAGUAGCGCCUGUGAUAAGUCAAAAACCAAAGACUAUUAAUAACAAUGUGGAAAUUCUUCCAAAAGAAAAACCUUCGAGUAUAAGUGAAAGACUCAAAGUUAAAUAUGCUAUACCCGCACUGCUUAGUUUACAAACAAAUCCACCUCCACUGUACUCUGAAGUGUUGUCACCUCUCUCACCUGGACAAGUUUGCGGAAAUGAUAGCCAUUUACAGCUUCCAAGGAAUACGUCGACACCAUUAUCUACUCCUCUUAGGACUGUGCCAAAAAUACAGCCCAAUGAUCCGCGAGACGAGUUGAGAAGGAAAGCUAUUAUGUUAAAGUUUCCAGAACCUGUGUAUCAAAUUUGUCCUGCAGCGAUUAAUAAUACGAAAAAAGCUGUAUUUGCACAAGUUAAGAUCAGCUCACAUUUAAGUUUUUCAAGUUAUCCGGAAGAAGCAUAUACGGAAGAUGAUGCACAAAAAAUUGCAGCAAGAAUUGCUUUGAUUGAACUUGAUAAAAUGUUACCAUCCUCUAAACUUGAUCAAACUACAAAUAGUGAAAUAAUAAAAGGCAGAAUUAUGAAUAUUGUAGACGCUCAUCCCAACGGUAUUUUCAUGCAUCGGAUGCCCGUGUAUUAUACAGAACAAUAUAAAGAAAUUUUACCAAUAAAUUGGGAGAAAAUUAUCGAAGAGUAUCCAGCAAUUGUUCUAGAAAAAGGUGUCGAUAAUUCAGUAAUUUUGCGUCGAUUUGUUUCGUCCCCUGAAAAGAUACGAAACAUUACUCCCCCGAAAGCAGAUAAAAUACUAUUAAAUUCAAUUGGUCCAGCUGAACCUGGAAAAUUAGAAUUACCAAAAGACGAUUUCUGGUGUGUAUACAUUACAUCUGUUAUGAGUACUACUGAAGUGUGGGGCAGGCUUGUAGGAGAGUUGUACAGUGAUCAAUUAGAACUUAUGGAAACCGAAAUGGCUCAAUAUUACAACGGAGUUCGUCCUAUUAAACAAUCCUUGAUCGAAGUUGGCAAUUACUAUGUUGUUUUUCAAGGCGAGUCAUGGCAUAGAGUUCACUGUAUCGAUUAUAAUAUUAGUACUGGAAAUGCUACAGUUUUAUUUAUUGAUUAUGGGGCCGAAGAUACUAUCCAUUACAGUAAAUUAUUACCACUGGAUAAAAGGUUUUGUGUGCUUCCUGCUCAGGCAUUAAGAUUUUGUCUUGCCGGAUUGGAAGACUUUAGCGAGUGUGAUAGUAUUCUGCCUCAAAUUGAAAAGUUUCUACUUGAUCACGUAUUGUACGCUGAGGUAGUUGAGCACGAAAAAAAUGAGAACGAACCGUGUUUUACAGUUGUGUUUUACGAUGCAAAUGGACCAGAAGAUAUUAAUAUAAAUAUAGAAUUGUCAAAACAAAUUUUACACACAGUAGCGGUUCCUAAGUUAGAUAACGGUAAACGCAUACACGAAGUAUUCAUUUCUCACGUCGAACCCAAUGGUGAUGUUUUCGUCCAAGUACAAUCUAAGAGUAUGAAGAUCUUAGUCUGUUUGUUGAAUCGAUUAAUAUGUACUGGAUUAAACACGGAAGAGUUGAAAAAAUGUUCUGUCACUACAAUCGACUUUAAUAAAACAUACUUUGUGUCGGAGAACAAUAAUUGGUACAGAGGAAAAAUUGUGAGUAACAGUCGCAAUCAAUUACGAGCGUAUCUAAUUGAUUUUGGUAAGACUGUUACUACGUCGCUUAGUAAUCUCCUGUCUUUGGAAACCCUAUCCGAUGUUUUAGCGAAAUAUCCAGCUCAGGCAUUGAAAGUACACCUUCACAACAUUGAUAAAUCAAUGUUCGAUGAAAAGAUGGUUACGAAACUUCGAGAAAUCGCUCCAGAUGAUGAACCACUGCUUAUAAAAGUUGUAUCAUUUGAAAAUGAUUUACCAGUUGUGGAAUUGUUCAACCGAAUUCAACAAGAUGAUUCCAAGAUACUCGGUUCCAUCAAUAAUACUUUAGAUUUUUAUUUUAGAGAAAUGCAGGGCGAUGGAAAUAAUAACAUAAAAGAAAAGAAACGAACAGAACGCUCAAAUUCAAAAUUCGCAGGAAACGAAGUUAACGAAAGUGUGAAGUCUUUAAAACCACCGAAAAUCUCGGGUAUCGGUGAAUACUUUGACGUACAUGUUACAAUGGCAGCUCAUCCUGGAAAUUUUACUGUUCAACCAUUCGAUGAUCAGAUCGCCUUAGAGAAAAUGAUGAUUCAUUUGCAAGAGACUUGUCAUUUAUAUGAAGGAGCUGCUCCAACUACAGAAUCGAUAAGAGAAGGAAAACUUUACGCGGCAAAACACAUUGAUGGCCAUUGGUAUAGGGUAUGCAUUUCGAGUAUAAUCAAAGAAAAUAUGGUUAGCGUUUACUUUUGCGAUUUUGGAGAUGUGUCGGUGCUGCCGCUAAGUAAAUUGCAGCCUUUGAAAAGUCAGUUCUUAGAACUUCCGUAUCAAGCUAUUAAAGCAAGGUUGGCUGGGAUCCAACCGAUUAACGUUGACUGGUCCGUCGAGGAUAGUUUAAGGUUUCAAGAAUUGGUCGUGGACAAAAAUUUCGUGUCAGUAGUCGUUGAAUCGAAUUCUGACGGACUUUCUCCUGCUGAUACAAUAUUGGGUUUAAAAUUGAUAGAUGUUAAUACGACUGAAGAUAUUUACAUUGAUAAACUUUUAGUAAAUGAAGGUCGCGCUACAUCUGUUAAUUAAUUAUUCGAUGCAUAUGCCUGCUUAGAUAUGCAUAACGAAAGGAAGACCCGAGUGAUAAAUGAGUUAACACGCGUUAUGCGCUGAAAGGACUUUGUACAGUUUCAGUGAUCAAACUCUGAUGGAUAUCUGCAAAUAGAAACACAUGGAUAGGAGAAAGCUGUAUAGAUGUAUAAAUAUGCACGCGCGCGAGGAUGUGUAUGGAUACGUAUUAUAUUUCUUUAACAUCUAGGUUAGAAUAUCCUUUAAAAUUCGUCACUCUUUUUAUUUAUCUUUUCUCAAGCAGUAAUUUAUUAAUCGACAUUCUAAGAAGUAUAUAAAUAUUUUUACUAAACAGAUAUAUUUCUUAGAGGUAUUUCCUUACACGAUAUAAAGCGACUGCACACAUGCUCUUUAUAUAUUUUUGUUAUCGUAUUUCAUUUUUUCCAUAAGAAUUUUAUUAUUUAAUAAUUACUUUAUUAUUUUGCUACAUGUUAAGAUUUGGCAAAAAACAAACAGCAUUCCAUCUUUGACUUAGUUUAAUAUUUUAUUCAUCAUUAUAUAUUUUCCUUGUAAAAGUCUUCUAAGUUAGAAUAUUAAUAACGGUUGGUAUCCUAAGCUCCAAUGAUUUAUGGGACUUUCUGUUCUAUACGUGAUAAUCAGUUUUAUUAGUUGAUAUUAAUUUCCUUCUUAUUGCACAACCUUUAUUUAUGUUACGGCUAUUCCUAAUUUGCUAAAAUAAUUAAAUUAUAUAUAAUUUAAGAAUAUUAUCGUACCCAUAUUUUAGCAGUUUGAGGUUUAUAUGAAAAAAGUUGAAAGUGAUUCUAUCAGUAUAAAAUAUUCAUACUACAAGUUUAUUUUCGUAAGUCAUUUAUUUCUUUCAUAAUUUACAUUAACCUAAAUACAUACGUGAUGGUUUACUAAAGUAUAAUAUUACAUGUAUUAAUGAUUUAUAAUGAGAUGUUUAAUGAAUAAUGAACUUGUAAUAGUGAAUAAUGUUAUUAUUUUGUUAAAUUAAUAAGAUAAUAUUAUAAAUUAAUGUUCUGUUGCAGUAAAAUAUUAUUUUUGAUAUGUGUAACUUCAUGAAAGGUGCCAAUAAAUUAACAUAAAUAUGUUA